Messenger RNA from Jatropha curcas, 784 nucleotides. RefSeq names its product auxin-responsive protein IAA33. The record is from RefSeq and is a predicted model, not a curated record. NCBI's taxonomy places the organism in Eukaryota, Viridiplantae, Streptophyta, Magnoliopsida, Malpighiales, Euphorbiaceae. Gene Ontology annotation, cellular component: nucleus. Gene Ontology annotation, biological process: regulation of DNA-templated transcription.
AUUUCCAACGAAACCACGUCAAACACACCCACACACACACUCUCUCUCUCUCUCUCUCUCUCUGAACCGCCAAAAAACCAAACUCUUUUCGGUUUCUUUACUAAAAUCCAACUAACCAAACCAUUAGACAUGAAUGCUUUUGAUCCUCAACGGAGACAAGAUAAAACCUUUAAAAAGAGAUCAUUAUCAUCACCAUCACCGUCACCAUCGAGAUUAUUACUUUCAAACGCAACCCCUAAACCACCUUCUUCUCUUCCUCUCAUGGCUAAUUACUCUAGAUCAUUUCCCUGUCUGGAUGAUGACGAUCUUGUCUCCGCCGUGGUUCCUCCGGUCACUGUUGUUUUGGAAGGACGGUCAAUUUGCCACCGCAUCAGCCUCCACAAGCAUGCAAGCUACAAUAGUCUUGCUAUGGCUCUCCGGCAAAUGUUUGUCGAUGGCACUGGUGGUGACAUGGCGGCGGAGAUAGCAGAUAAUCUUGAUUUAACAAAUGCUGUUCCUGGUCAUCUUGUUGCUUAUGAAGAUAUGGAAAAUGAUCUCCUUCUCGCCGGUGACCUUAACUGGAAGGAUUUUGUACGAGUGGCGAAGAGGAUUAGAAUAUUGCCGGUUAAGGGGAAUCCAAGGAAGAGAUGAGGAAGAGAGGCAUGGAUGGCAAGUGUUUUUGCUGUUUACGUGGAAAAUCUUGUAUCAGAGGAAAUUAAACUUUGUUUUUACUAAUACUUAAAAAAAUAUUUUUAACUAUGAUUAUUAAUUUUCUGAUUAAAAAUGUCCAUCCAACUUUACCGUA